Molecule: messenger RNA, 1371 nt
Organism: Pterocles gutturalis (yellow-throated sandgrouse)
Lineage: Eukaryota; Metazoa; Chordata; Aves; Pterocliformes; Pteroclidae
Gene: NOXA1
Product: NADPH oxidase activator 1
Exons: 14
Biological process (GO): superoxide anion generation
Molecular function (GO): superoxide-generating NADPH oxidase activator activity; protein binding
Source: RefSeq, a predicted model, not a curated record
GCAUUCGAUAAAACUGUUGCGAAGGACAACUCCCUGGCCGUUGGCUUCUUUCAGAGAGGGUUUGUCCAUAUGCAGCUGGAAAUGUACGAAGAAGCUCUCUCUGACUAUCACCUGGCCUUCAAGCAUCUAAGAAAAAAUCCCUUCAUCGACUAUAAGCAGCUGGGGCUGAGGCACAUCCUCUACGCAUGGGAGGUGCUGUACAGCACAGCCGUGGCGCAGUGCCGGCUGCAGCAGUGGCAGGAGGCCAGAGCCACCCUGGACAAGGCUGUGGUAUGGAGACCUGAAGGCAGAACAGCAAUCCUGGAGCUGGCCCUCGAGCGCGUGCAGAACCAUCUCUUUUUAGAGCCCAUGCAGGUUCCUCCUGGGGAAUUUUUCAGACCACGAAAGAAGGAAGUUGAACAGCUGGAUUCAAAAGAUUUCCUGGGUAAACCCAAGGUGAUCUCAUCCAUCAUUCCCAACGAUGAGUACAUCGGCUUCGAGCCUCUCAGGCCUCAGAAGCAGGGCUUUUAUGAACCCAGUGCUGACGCUCGGCGAGACAGCGAGUCAGGCUACUAUCGAGUUGUGUCCCAUUACUACCCUGAGGACUCGGAGAAGCCGGCAGUGAAAGCCAGCAGCCUGGUCUUUGUGCUGACGAGGGGAGCAGACGGCUGGGCGACAGCCAUCCACGAUGGACAGAAGCUGCACAUCCCAAGUUCUCUCCUGGAGCCUGCCUCAAAGAUGGAUAAAUGGAAGAUCAGCAACGGGAUUCCCCUCCCUCCUGCUCAGGUGCCUCCCAGCCGACUCCACGUGCAGCAGAAGCCAGCAUCUCCUGGGGGAGAAAAUGCCUCUGGAAAUGAUGCUGGUGCCCAACUGGACUUCAAGCUCCCACCAGCUGGAGGAGAUGCUUCACCCAGCGCGGAGAGACCCGUGGUGCUGAGAGCGCAUUGCGAGUGCACCGUGGUGGUGCGGGCGGGCGAGGUGCCGUCUGUGCCAGGGCUGCGGGCGCUGCUGCGGGAGCGGAGAGCGGGGAAAACUGAGGUACACUGCGGCACAGCCACCCUCCAGCGUGCUCGGUGCACCUACCAGCAUUCAGAUGGCAAAGAACUGGGAGCAGUUACGGGCGAGGAGGAUCUGGGGAAGCUGUGGCAGCAGCUGACAGAUGGCAGGCUGACGCUCUGCUGCCAGGACUCGGACUCGCCCUCAGGCAGGCCUGUGCUCUACCGGAUGCUGGCUCAGCACUCAUACCUCGCACAGGGACCGGGGGGGCUCAUCGUGCUGCUUUCUGUUUUCCCAGUGAACGAGGACUGGCUGGAAGGACGCUGCAAUGGCAAGACUGGCAUCUUCCCCAGAUGCUUUGCCACCCAGACCAGUUGUGAUGCUACCUUCCUAUAG